This is a messenger RNA of Drosophila elegans, 4895 nucleotides long. RefSeq lists its product as uncharacterized. Gene Ontology annotation, molecular function: protein binding. NCBI's taxonomy places the organism in Eukaryota, Metazoa, Arthropoda, Insecta, Diptera, Drosophilidae. Gene Ontology annotation, cellular component: plasma membrane. The record is from RefSeq and is a predicted model, not a curated record.
CGUCAGUAGUUGGAACAAGGACGCGUUACGUGCAGAGUCCCCAGCGCGCAGACCAUAAAAUCGCAUUAAAAUCGCCUUAGCGCGUUAUCUUUUAGCGGAUAAAUUUAAAAAUUCCAUAAAUAUGCAGCGAAAUAAAAAAUAAAAAUAAAUUCAGCUGCUCAAAUCAAAGAGCUUCGAGUGCUCUGUGUGUGCUUUGUGUGUUCUUGUGUCUGUUUUUUUCCCCAAAGGAAAAAUUGUGCCAAAUCAGCAGCAGAUAGUCGUUACGUAUACGCAACGUGUGCGGAGUGUUGUUUUAUUGAUUGCCAAGCAGUAUAAAGCCACAUUUAAACAAAAAGGAAAAUGCUGAUAAAACAGUGAAGAUUUAAAGAGCAGCCUCUUUUCUGAGGCCUGAGCAGUGAAAUGUGUGCAGCUGACAGUCAAGGUCGCCGACGCCUCAUGUCACCCACAAAAACAUAAGGAUCUACAAAAAAAAAAAAAAAAAAACAAUUAUAAUAAUAAAAACAAACGAAGCAUUUUCGCGGAGGCAGUUUGAAGUUAUUAGCAGCUCAUCAGCAAAACAAAAUUAAAAUGCCCAGGAUGGGGAGACGUCACAAACACUGCCAUCAUCGGUUGUGCGGUUCAUCUUCAUCUCCGUUGCAGCGGCUGGUGGAGCUGCAGCUGCUCCUUCCAGCUUUGUUGGUCGUCCUGCUGGCCACCACCCUCGGCCUCGCCUGCCGCGUCUCCGAGUUCUCCUGCAAGGGAAGCGGCAACAGCGGCAACAUCUGCGUGCCCCUGGACAAAUACUGCGACGGACGCAGCGAUUGCGCCGAUGGCAGCGAUGAGCCCAAACAUUGCUCCGUCUGCAAUCGUACAUAUUAUGGCGAUAUCGGACGCACCUAUGCUAUAAAAGUGCCAACGCCACAGUGGAAUAAAUUGCCUUUCCUCUGUCACUUGACAUUCACAGCAUCCGGUCAUGAUCAAGGCGACAUUGUACAGAUCAUCUUUGAUGGCUUUACGGUAGGCAGGUUCGACGAGGGCAUGGUCGAUACGGAUGUGGAUGGUUACGAAACGAACCUAAGUCCCACGGGCGAGUUGCCCGGCUGUCCCGAGGGCUUCAUGCAGCUCAGCGAAUUGGGACGCCCAUUCACCGGCGGCUCCUGGUGCGGCAAGGCCACCGGACCGCAAUUGUACUUUAGCGAAACAUCCACGGUGACAGCGUCGGUGAAGGUAUUUCAUCCGCCACGCAAUAUCCGAGACGAGAAGCCCUUUGAGUUCAGCAUAAGAUAUAAAUUUAUAAGCCAGUCGGAUGCAGUUGUGAGAUACGGCCUGCCCGAUAAGCCGCUCGAAUUGGGCCGGGUGACACCUGGCACCUAUUGUACCAGGCAAUUCGAUGAAUGCUAUCGUAACAAGUGUCGCCUGCAAAGUCCGAAUUAUCCUGGCAUGUAUCCGAGGAACGUAACCUGCUACUGGACGAUCCGGCAGAAGGAAGUGCCGACCAGCAAGCACGCCAUGAUUGCCGUUAGCCAGGAAAAUCAGCACAAGGCCUUGGUGAAGCGGUCAAUAGCCAGCUUUAAUAAAACCUCACGGUCCAUUCGAGCCUGGUCGGACUGUACGGGUGAACGGGACCAUUUAAUUUUCUACGAUGGCAGUUCCACCAACGAUCCCGUUUUGGCCAAAUACUGCGGAGGAGAUUGGUUGCCACGCGUUGUUUCACGUGGUCCUGAAAUGCUGGUGGCCUUUCACUCCAGCCCGUUUUCGGCGCCCUUGCAACAGGGAAUUCCGAAUCGUGGCUUCGAACUGGACGUGGACAUACUCUUCACCGAUUCCGACUCGUUUGACUUUGCCCAGGGCACCAAGAACCUGUGCGAAUUCCACAUUAAUGCCUCGAAUCCGGAUGAUGUGCUAUUCUCGCGUCGCGGCCGCAUGGGACGCAUUGUGAGUCCGCGUCACACGCUUCCGCCGAAUACGACAUGCACGUACCACUUUCACGGAUAUCCUGGUGACCUGAUUUGGUUAUCGUUUACCAGCUACAAUCUGCAGAUCCUGCAGCAGGCGAUACACGACAACAAUACGCUUGGACGGAGCGAUCUGCCACCGUGGAUAACCCGCCUGAGGAUGUGGGACAGCUAUGGGACGUAUGUGCCCAUGAAAUCGACAAGUUCAACCACCGGCCAACCGCCCCCACCGCCCCCCGUGGCCUCAUCGGCGGACGGGGGGAAGCCCACCCUGUUGAACCAGAGCAACUACGGCAGCUACUACUAUAGUGCCAGCAAUCCGAAGCUGAACCGGAAUCUGCGGGUGAACAUCGACAAUGCCUGGAAUCCGGUGGACACCUACAUUUACGGACCCACCCAGUCAAGUGUUUUUAACCAGGAGAACAAGUACAGUGGCUACCAGGGAACAGGGCCCGGCGGAGGAUCCGCAGGAGCUGGUGGCCCCGGAAAACCGUUGGCUGGGGUCAAGGACAGCCUCAACUUCAUAUCGAAGUCCUCCAAGGAGGUCUCAGCUGCCGCAGUGGUCAGCUCGGAUCGAAACAGUGCCGUGGCCUUGAUGAGCACUAAGGGCAAGAGGCGUCUCAUGCUGGAGAUCUACGACUAUGAGACCCCCAAAUUGUGCGAUCAUACGGCCAUCGGAAGUGGUGUGAGUGGCAGCAGUGCCCUAAUGGGCGGCAAUAAACAGAGACCCUGCAGUCCCUUGGAGAGCUAUGUGAGCACCGGGAGAGAUUUGAAACUGGAGUUCCACACGCAUACAGGCACUGCCUUAUUUCCGGCCCAGUUUGCUCUAAACUAUGAGUUUGUGGACACGGAACAAGGUGGCGAAACUUGGGCGGGAAGGCGCGGAGAGGAUCCUGUGCCGCCGCUUUGCUCGAGAAUUUUCAAGAAGCGCAAGGGCAACAUCCAGGUGCCCCGGAAUGUGUUCCUCUACGGACGAGGUGGUGCCAAGAACAUAACCUGUCUAUAUCGCUUUGAAGCGGGCCCUUCGGAACGGGUAAAAUUGGUCCUUCACAACGUUUCGUUUGGCGAGGGUACAGCCUGUACUACGGACUCGGAUCUGCAUACAGGCAGACCCCGCUGCAAUCAACUGGACCCCGAGGGUCGCAUCACAGAGCUCCGGCUAUUCGAUGUGCCAUUCAGGGAUGUCAAAAUCCAACUGGGUUGCUUCUGCGAUAACUCCAGUGCUUUAUAUAGCAAUGCACCGCUUACCUUCGUUUCCCACUCGAGAAUUAUGGAGCUUUCUUUUACGGUCACGAGAUUAAAUAUAUCGGAGGACUUUGCGGAUGUUUUCUUCUCGGCUUCGUAUGAAUUCAAAAGACAACCGGACUGCAGAAAGCAGUUGAAACUCAAGGGAGCCGGAGGGGAGGAUGAACUAAAAUAUCCUCUUAAAACGCAGGAUGCCAGUUGCGAAGGUUUGGCGUGGUACAUUGAAGCCCAAUCGGCUGAGAGGUCGCUUUUCGUUCAGACUUGGGGCGCCUAUUUGCCCGUGGAUCCCACCUCCGAAGAUGCCAUGAGGUGUCACACCAAGAACCGGCUGAUGAUAUAUUCGGGUCGACCUCUCCGCCCUAUGAGGGUGGUGUGUCCGGCGCAAAGUGGUCCGAGGCCGAUGUCGCUACACAUAUUCUCCGAGGACUGGACCAAUGGACAGCCUUUGUUCAUGAACAAACCAAUCAGCCUGGUGCUGGAGCCCAUCCUGAAGGAGCCCGGCGACAUAUCCUUCACGUGGCUGGAGAUCCAUCGCACUAAGAACGCCCUGCUGCAGCAGUUGGACCUGCAUGUGAAUGCGAGCGUGACCACGGGCAUGGGCUCCCAGACCUCCUCGCAAUCCUCCCCGGGAUCCAAUACGGGGAUUGGGGGGCUGGGCGGCACAGGAUCUGCUGCCAAUGCCGGAGGCUCUGCAGGCGGAACCACUGCCAACGAGACGCUGAACGAAUUCGGCUUCUUUCCCAAGGAGUCGGACUGCGAAUACAAAUGUCCUGAAAUUGAUGCAUGCAUUGCGGCCAGCCUGUGGUGUGAUGGUCACCACAACUGUCCCAGCGGUUUCGACGAGUCGGAGGAGGAGUGCGGCACCGCUCGCAAGCUGCUGGAAUUGCCGGGCGGCGUUUUCGCCGCUUUGGGCUGCAUCGCGGCCGCCCUCACCGCCUGCCUCAUAUUCUGCAUGUUCGGACUGAUGAGGAAGCGGAAAAAGUCGGUGGUGCAGAAGGGCGCUGGGGUGGGCGGCAUGGGCGUGGGCGGAGUGGGCGGCAUGGGCGGAAUGGGCGGCGUGGGCAUUGGGUUCAUGAACGGAGCGAGCAAUGGCAACGUAUCCGCCGCCAGCAUCGGCACCUUGAAGAAGGACUUCAAGAAGGAGGCGCUCUACAUCGAUCCGGCCUCCUGACACGGACUCCAGCCGGUCGAGUAUAUCCACGUCGAUCGGGAGACCACCGUGUGAUAUGUUGCCGCCGGCUGUGGCAUUACCUACGACUAUGACUAUGAUCAUGUGGAGCUUUCCAUGGAGCUGGCCUGACCGAUGGAUCGGCCCGCUGAUCCCGUUCAAAAUCUGGCCUGGAGAUUUUAAAGAUACAGAGUCGACUCGACUGGAGGUAGGAGAACACUAAAUGAAACUACAUUUUAAGCUGAUAACUUUUUCUAAACGCUUCUGGGAGUAACAAAAUGAGCAGAAACAAAAAUGUGUGUAUGUAGUCAUAAGGAAAAUGAUAUUAAACUUAUUAUUACCUAAAAUAAUUUAGCUUUUUUUCAAAUUUUUAAUUUUUUUUCUUGUGUUUUCUUUCCUAAUUAACUAGUCUGUAUAAAGGUUUUCUUUUAAACUUGAUUUUAAAAAGAAGUCAAGGCUGAAAAUUAUGAUUACUUUUAAAAUGUUAAUGAAAAUAAAUAAUAAAGAAGGUGGUACUUGUAUAUUUUUGUAUUAUCAAUUAUAUUAUG